CCUGGAGACUCUGGGGCUAUAUGCAGGCAGUUCCCCAGCCACACACUGGACACUGGGGUAGGGGACACCUGUGACACCACCUGAGGGUAAAGGGAGCUGCUGGGAUGGAUUCCCCCACAGCUCUACCUCUCUCUUACCCAAAGAAAACCCUGCGGAAGCAGUGGCUAGAAGGCCUGAGCGUUCUCCACUAUGUGCUGGUCGUGACAUUCAUAGGCCCUUUUUCCUUGUUUCUUCUCUUCUUUCUGCUCUACACACCACUCUGGUUUCUGUCUGUUCUCUACAUGAUGUGGCUCUACCUGGACCGGGACACCCCCAGCCAAGGAGGAAGAUGGUUUCAAUUUCACAGGACCUGGUGGAUGUGGAAACACCAAAGAGAUUAUUUUCCUAUCAAGCUGGUGAAGACAGCAGAACUGCCCCCCAACAAGAACUACGUGCUGGGGGCCCACCCCCAUGGGAUUCUGUCCAUAGGAGCCUACUGUAACUUUCUCACCGAGUGCAAUGACUUCUCCCAGCGCUUCCCGGGGCUGCAGCCCUGGUUUUGUACACUAGCCGGCCUCUUCUAUGCACCCGUGUACCGGGACUACAUCAUGGCUGCUGGACUGCGACCCGUGAGCCGUGCCAGCCUGGACUUCAUCCUGUCUCCCGCCCAGCUCGGCCAGGCAGUGGUCAUCGUGCCUGGGGGUGCCCAGGAGGCUCUCUAUGCAGCCCCAGGGCAAAACUGCCUGGAACUCCUGAAUCACAAAGGCUUCGUUCGCUUGGCACUGAGGCACGGGGCGUCCCUGGUGCCUGUGUAUUCAUUUGGGGAGAAUGACACCUUCAAAACUAAGACUUUUCCCAAAGACUCCUGGAAGUUCCUGUGUCAGGUCAUCUUCAAAAAAAUCUUUGGUUUUACUCCCUGCAUCUUCUGGGGUCGCAGUCUCUUCUCACCCAACUCCUGGGGUCUGCUGCCCCUUUCCACACCCAUCACCACCGUGGUGGGCGCCCCCAUCCACGUGCCCCAGCUCAGUGCACCCACUAAGGAGCAGGUUGACCACUACCACAGGCUCUACAUGGAGGCCCUUCAGCGACUGUUUGAGGAGCACAAGGAAAGCUGUGGUGUCCCCGCCUCCAGCCACCUCACCCUCUGCUAGACCUGGCCUUACCUUCCCAUGGUGCCCCC
This is a messenger RNA of Ochotona princeps (American pika), 1159 nucleotides long. Its product is annotated as 2-acylglycerol O-acyltransferase 3-like. Gene Ontology annotation, biological process: triglyceride biosynthetic process. Gene Ontology annotation, cellular component: endoplasmic reticulum membrane. Gene Ontology annotation, molecular function: diacylglycerol O-acyltransferase activity. Lineage: Eukaryota; Metazoa; Chordata; Mammalia; Lagomorpha; Ochotonidae. The coding region runs from base 105 to 1130 and encodes 341 amino acids. The record is from RefSeq and is a predicted model, not a curated record. The transcript is spliced from 7 exons.